AUAUUUUGCCACCAGGUAAAUCAAAGUAGUUUACAUUAUUUUUGUGCUUAUGUCAUUGAUUUAUGCAUUACUUGUUGAAUUUGGUUUAAACUAUGCCAUUGACAAAAUUCUUGCAGACCAGAAGCAUCCUUAUUUAUAAAAAUCUAGGAGAAAUUGUUAUUCCACCAAGUCACAAAGUCGAGAUAUUCAUUGCAUCCAUGCUGCGUGUUGAAUCGAUCAUUGAAAUAAUAAUGUUCGAGUGUCCCUAUAUCAUAUCCAUACUUCCAUGUACAGAUAGCAAAGCACUACAGGCGAUGUCCACACUAAAAGGGUGUAUACAAAAGCAAAAUUGUGGCAAAGAAUGUCCAUCCGAUACCGUCUGGCAUCGUAACUUAAAAGAAGUCAUCAGUUGUAGUGGGACAUCUGAGGAGGGAAUGGCUGCCUCCAUGUGGAAUCUCUGGUUGAAAUCCACGUCUUUAUUUGAUCAAGUGAAUAAUUUCGUGUUAGAAUGGAAAGAUGAAGCCUAGACCGAAGAGUUUGGGGGAAUUCAGCAAAUAGAGUUAAUUAGUGUGUUGAGAAGAAGUAUGAUUUAUUACAUAUCUGUAGUUUAGUUGCAGUUGUUACAUAUCGUCACCCCAGCUUCGGCAAUAAUUGUUCUUUCCUGAAUGAAAUAGAACAGAAUUUUAACUCUUGCUAUUGGUAAUGACAAACCAUCAGUGUUUAAUCUC
This is a messenger RNA of Solanum tuberosum (potato), 707 nucleotides long. RefSeq lists its product as uncharacterized. The transcript has 2 exons. NCBI's taxonomy places the organism in Eukaryota, Viridiplantae, Streptophyta, Magnoliopsida, Solanales, Solanaceae. Bases 93 to 506 code for a protein of 137 amino acids. The record is from RefSeq and is a predicted model, not a curated record.